Molecule: messenger RNA, 1551 nt
Organism: Halteromyces radiatus
Lineage: Eukaryota; Fungi; Mucoromycota; Mucoromycetes; Mucorales; Cunninghamellaceae
Product: hydroxymethylglutaryl-CoA synthase
Exons: 4
Coding region: 54-1412 (452 amino acids)
Biological process (GO): acetyl-CoA metabolic process
Molecular function (GO): hydroxymethylglutaryl-CoA synthase activity
Source: RefSeq, a predicted model, not a curated record
UUUUCAUCAUCUAAAAAAAACUCAUUCCUCAUUAACGUUCUAUAAUAACAAUCAUGACCGCCAAUAACUUUUCUCAGUAUCCUCAAAAUGUUGGUAUCGUGGCUAUGGAAAUGUAUUUUCCUUCAAGAUGUGUAGCUCAAUCUGAAAUGGAAGUAUUUGAUGGUGUUAGUACUGGAAAAUAUUCUAUUGGUUUAGGUCAAGAUAAUAUGGCUUUUAUUGAUGAUCGUGAAGAUAUUCAAUCUAUUUGUUUGACUGCUGUUCAAAAUCUGAUGGAAAAAUACAAGAUCUCUUAUAAUGAUAUUGGUCGUCUUGAAGUUGGAACUGAAACUAUUAUUGACAAGUCCAAGUCUGUUAAGACUACUUUGAUGACUUUGUUUGGUGAACAUGGAAAUACUGAAAUUGAAGGUAUUGAUACUACCAAUGCUUGUUAUGGUGGUUUCAGUGCAUUCUCUAAUGCUGUUAACUGGAUUGAAUCUUCUUCUUGGGAUGGUCGUUAUGCUAUUGUGAUUGCUGGUGAUUUGGCUCUUUAUGCUUCUGGUGCUGCUCGUCCAACUUCUGGUGCUGGUGUGGUUGCUAUUUUGGUUGGCAAGGAUGCUCCUAUCGUUGUUGAACGUGGUUUACGUAGUACCCAUAUGGAACAUGCAUAUGACUUUUACAAGCCUGAUAUGCAUUCUGAAUAUCCUGUGGUAGAUGGUAAAUUCUCCAAUAUUUGUUACUUGCGUGCUUUCGAUGCCUGUUAUACUCGUUAUAUGAAACGUCUUGGUCAACAAUUGAAUAAGGAAAAACCUAGUAUGGAUGAUAUUGAUUAUGUUGUGUGUCACUCUCCUUACGCCAAGCUGGUCAACAAAUCAUUUGCUCGUGCUUCGUACAAUGAUUUCCGUUUGGACAACAAUAAUGAAAAAUAUGCCAGUCUUCAACCUUUUGCUGAAUUAUCAUAUAAUGAAUCAUUGGAAAGCAAGGAUCUUGAAAAGGCUUGUGUUGGUUUGACUAAGGCUUCUUAUGCUGAAAAGGUGGGACCUGCUGCUUUUGUUCCUAAACAAAUUGGUAAUAUGUACACUGCUGCUGUUUGGGCUGGUCUUGCCUCCUUGAUUUCUGAAGUGGAUUCUGAUACUUUACAAAACAAACGUGUUUUAUUCUAUUCUUAUGGUUCUGGUCUUGCUGCCUCCAUGAUUUCAUUCCGUAUUAAUGGUGCUACUGAUAAUAUCAAGAAUGUAUUGAACUUACGUGAAAGAUUGGCUGCUCGUACUUUCUCCAAACCUCAAGAAUUUGCUGAUGCUAUGAAGAUUCGUGAAAACACCCAUAAUGCCUGCGAUUAUACCCCAACUGGUAGCUUGGAUCAUAUUGCUUCUGGUGUUUACUAUGUGGAAAAGAUCGAUGACAAGUGGAGAAGAUUCUACAAGCGCAAGGAUUAGAUUUUAUAUAGAUUCCUUCUUCUUUUAUCCUAAUAUACAUAUUUAUUUAAUAUUAUUAUUAUUAUUAUUAUCAUUAUUAUUAUUAUUUUUUAUUACUAUUAUAUGCAUCUUCAUGUCGAUAAUAAAAGUGUUGAACGAG